AUGCAUGCUGCUUGGGAUAAGUACAAAUCAACUAGGAAUAAGGUCAAUAUUGCCCUACGACAAGCUAAAACAGAUUAUUUUCGCACUAAAAUAUCAAAUCAAAAUAAUAAUCCAAAAGAGGCUUGGAAGACAAUCAAUAACUUACUCGGUCGUUCUCCAG
This is a messenger RNA of Paramuricea clavata, 160 nucleotides long. Lineage: Eukaryota; Metazoa; Cnidaria; Anthozoa; Malacalcyonacea; Plexauridae. The record is from the annotation of a GenBank genome assembly.